Messenger RNA from Exaiptasia diaphana, 2009 nucleotides. Its product is annotated as RING finger protein 37. NCBI's taxonomy places the organism in Eukaryota, Metazoa, Cnidaria, Anthozoa, Actiniaria, Aiptasiidae. Gene Ontology annotation, cellular component: nucleus. Bases 190 to 1953 code for a protein of 587 amino acids. Gene Ontology annotation, biological process: protein polyubiquitination. Gene Ontology annotation, molecular function: ubiquitin protein ligase binding; ubiquitin-ubiquitin ligase activity. The transcript has 3 exons. The record is from RefSeq and is a predicted model, not a curated record.
ACAAUCUCUGCCAUUUGAGACAAGCAUUUUGAAGGCAGAUCUUGCACCUCCUCGAUGUAUCGCGCCAUUUUGAAUUCCGCGCGAAAAGCCUGGAACCAACACGCGCUGCAAAGGUAYUUGGGUAAUAAUCAAUAUGGCGGACGGAGCAGAGUUUGAAGUGAAUCUGUGCAACAAGAAAUUUUGACAWUUAUGCUCAUGAAUUUUCUUCAUCAUCUUUUUCAAACCAAAGUAGACUGUAGCGUUGUAAGCUCAGAUGGAYACUCUCCUCAAAACCUCAUYAGUUCUCACUGGAGAGAGCGGAAUCAAGGAUUUAUGGCAGCUCACUUCAUCAAGCCGCCGGUCUUUSUACUCUUUCAAUUCGCGUUUCCAGUUCAARUCGAUUCUGUUGUUGUGAAGCCGAAAGUUGGCUCUCAGAUAUCCACUGGUAUUGAUUUAUUUGUUGCUGGAAUAACGCCUGAAAGAGGUGAGAGCAAUGUUACAACAAAGCCAAGAAAAUYAAAUAACAAAGACAAAAGUCUGCUGGCCCAUCAGCAACAACAACAAGGAGAGGCUUUUUCUUUAUAUAAACAACAUAAAAACUUCAAGAGACGAAAAGUUGAAUUAGAUUUAAGUUCAGGGAAUAAUGCAGCUGCGAAUGGCAUUCCAAAAGAUGAAAAAUCUCAAGAAAUUUCUAUCCAUAAUUAUUCUAUAACAGUCACUGCAAAUUCUUUCAGGAAUGAACAUCGSGAUCGGUUCUCAUUGGUCAGUCGUAUAAACGAAACAAGUGGAAAAACUUUAAGGGUGGUUAACAGAAUGUAUAAUCAUCGUGAUAAUAGCACGAGAAACGACAUCACUGAGUAUGAUUUCUUCCAUUCUCAUGCAUUAACUUAUGUGACACAUUUAGUUAUUUCAAUUCAUAGGAUGAAAGGUAGUUGUGUACCGUCGUUAGGGAAAUUGGAGAUAUGGGGCAAACCUUCGACAUCCUGUGGUAAAAAUAUUAWGGAUUAUGCUCUAGAAAUCCAGACGAAUAUCCAUCAAGAAAAUGCGACUGUAGUUGUAAAUCCAGUUAAAAGUGAAACUAAGCUCAUUGCAAAAGAAAUAGAAAUAAGAGAUCCAACUGAKAGUGAGAAAAUCCCUCCUGAUUUUAUUGACCCUAUUACUUGCAAGUUAAUGACAAUACCUAUGAUAUUGCCGUCAGGGUUAAACAUCGAUAUGACAACCCUGGAAAAGCAUACRCAGGCCGAAAGACAAUGGGGUCGCAAGCCAUCAGAUCCAUUCACUGGUGUUACAUUUACAAAUACCAUUAAACCUUUACCCAAUAGUGCACUGAAAGUCAGAAUUGAUAAAUUCAUUCUCAGUUCUGGAGUAGAUGUAAGUGGAUUUGGUAGGACUGUAGGAAGAUCUACAUGUAUAAAUGACAAAAGAGAUGCCAAAAUAGUUAACCCUGUAUCUUCAAGAGCUGAACAUAAUCAGACAUAUUUAAAAACAAGCUUAUUCAAAGAUAAAUUGAAGGCAAGGAAGGAUACAUGUACUUUGCAGGAUAGUSAUCACAGUUUUGGUAAAACUGAGGAAGAGGGAAAACAAAGUUCAAGAGAUUUAGUAACUCAGACACAUGAAGAAAGAAUAUCUAACAGCCUUGAUAGUGCAUUGAUGGAGACACUUCAGGGAGCAACUUUUAUAAGAAAGAAGCCCUCAACAAGUGCCAACUUAUUCUGUUCCUCUCUUGCUAGAAACAAUGAUAUGUCAAAUGUUCUUAACACAAGCCUUGAUCCUACAUCCAUUAGUAAAAUCAAAGAACCAAAGACUUGUAUCACUUGUAAAGUGGCUCUUGACUCUGCUUUUCAGUUGCCAUGCCAACAUCUAAUGUGUAGGAAGUGUUUGCUAGUCAAAUGCAAUUCUACUAAGCAUGCUGUCUGUUCAAGCUGCCAACAACCAUUUCACCACAAGGAAAUUACAAGGGUACAUACAGUCUAAACAGUUGUGAAAUUACUGUGCUGUUGGUAAUGAUAAUAAAGUUGCUCGUCUUUGCA